AUGUGCUUCAAAUCUACACAACCCAUCACGCUCUACUGGAAUGUUUAUUCAUCCUCCUUCUUUUUGAGACAUCCCCCCAUUUUGACGUAUGCAGGCGGGUACGACGGUCCAGUCUACGUUCAUGCCAUAAUUCAGGCCCUCUUCUUCACUUCGCAGCCGAGCUACACAAACUUUCAACUGCCAAACCCCACGGCCCGGCAAGCCAAGUAUUGGUCUGCACAGCCUCACUCAUCCACGCAAGCAGCAACAUCCUCAACACGUACGUGUAUGGCCAAACAGCGCCACGGGACCUGCCACCUACAUCGCGUGCGGUGUACAUUACACACUUUUCCCUUCGGCCUCCCGUCGUCUAGUGGGGAACUCCCAAGACGCCAGACAAAAGAGGCCACGCAAAUCAACCCCUCUUUAGCAUUCACUUACAGAUACCUGCGCUUGCUGACAACGUUCUUCAAUGCUCGCGACAAUGUCUGGAAUGGUUGCUAUUGGGUGCCCGCGCACUGCGCGUACACAAUGGCGCGGUUUUCUACCAAUGCUUGCUCUGCCUUGCGCCAUUCUACACUUGCUUGA
This is a messenger RNA of Colletotrichum lupini, 567 nucleotides long. RefSeq lists its product as uncharacterized. The transcript is spliced from 4 exons. Bases 1 to 567 code for a protein of 188 amino acids. The record is from RefSeq and is a predicted model, not a curated record. NCBI's taxonomy places the organism in Eukaryota, Fungi, Ascomycota, Sordariomycetes, Glomerellales, Glomerellaceae.